GGCAUUUUCAAAAAAAUUCUCAGAACCGGUGCGGGAUUCUCUCUCUAUCUCGUUCUCUCUCUCACCGUCUGCACUCUGCGGAGGGUGCCCUGCCUCGCCGCCGACGCCCCAACGGUUCGCCGGAGCGCCUCCGCGGUGCCGGUACGGACCUCCCACCGGCGACUCCCCUCGCUGUCAUUGGUGAUUUGCUCUCGAUCUCUGCAUACACCUCCGUCGGCCGCGAGCUCUCGCGCUCGUUCCGACGUUCGGCGUCUCUCCUUCGCCCUGGUUCGCUGGAGACUGUAAUCGGAGGUCUACAACAUGAUUGGAUCCUUUCUUACCAGAGGACUGGUAUUGGCCUUUGGCUAUGCCUAUCCGGCGUAUGAGUGCUACAAGACCGUCGAAAAGAAUAAGCCAGACCUCGAUGGGCUUCGCUUUUGGUGCCAAUACUGGAUUUUAGUAGCUCUCUUGACAGUUUGCGAGAGAGUUGGCGAUACUUUUGUUUCAUGGGUUCCUAUGUACAGUGAAGCCAAGCUGGCGUUCUUUAUAUAUCUUUGGUAUCCUAAAACGAGGGGAACAACCUAUGUCUAUGAUUCAUUCUUCAGACCUUAUGUUGCAAAGCAUGAGAAUGACAUUGAUCGCAACUUGCUAGAACUGAGGACUCGAGCUGGAGACUUUGCGGUUAUGUACUGGCAAAGAGCUGCAAGCUAUGGUCAGACAAGAGUUUUUGACAUUUUGCAGUUUAUAGCUUCUCAGUCAACACCAACGCCACGCCCUGCCCAGCCACCACAGCGAGGUAAUAGACCUCGCCCAGGGCCUUCUGCUGUGAAUCGCCAACCCACUUCUAAAGUUCCGGUUGAGAAUGAGGAGCCGCCAUCCCCCACUUCAAGUACAUCAUCGAUGCAGGAGCAAAGGGACGUGGCGGAAGUGGCAGGUCCUUCGAAUGUGCCCAAAGCAGUUCCUGCUCCAUCAGCUCCACCAGCUACGAAGACGGCCCCGGUUUCAGAAGAUGCCACCCAAGCCACGUCUAGCGAAGCUGCGGCUAAACAGAUUGAAGUUCAGCCAUCUACCUCGACUGAAAACGGCAAUCCUUCCCCGAAAGAAACCAUCAUGGAAGGGACAAUUUACCGAACACGUGCCAAAUUGAGGAAAGCCCGUGCUGCCCCUGUCAGAAAGGAAACGGAUUCGGAGACUCUUGACGUUGGCUUGCAGAAGAAGUAGAAUUUGGUUGGUUGGUGGUGGACCAGAACUGGUUGUGGAACCGAAUGAUGUUGAUGUAAAUUUGUUAUGCCGUGGCUCUCAUUCUUUACAUUGCCUUUGUUUUUGGACAUGCCCUCACUCAUAAAAGGAAAGGGGACUUUGAUAUUUUCAGUGGCGUUGCUGAGACGAGACCAGAUCUCUCUCUUUAAUUGAUAUCACGGGCGGUGCAAUUUUUGCUGUCGGGCAGUUGCUUCUCGUGACAUUGUACA
Molecule: messenger RNA, 1448 nt
Organism: Eucalyptus grandis
Lineage: Eukaryota; Viridiplantae; Streptophyta; Magnoliopsida; Myrtales; Myrtaceae
Product: HVA22-like protein i
Exons: 7
Coding region: 301-1200 (299 amino acids)
Source: RefSeq, a predicted model, not a curated record